This is a messenger RNA of Ailuropoda melanoleuca (giant panda), 4324 nucleotides long. It is a transcript of the gene ARHGAP39, whose product is annotated as Rho GTPase activating protein 39. Lineage: Eukaryota; Metazoa; Chordata; Mammalia; Carnivora; Ursidae. Gene Ontology annotation, cellular component: cytoskeleton; cytoplasm. The record is from RefSeq and is a predicted model, not a curated record. Gene Ontology annotation, molecular function: GTPase activator activity; protein binding. The transcript is spliced from 10 exons. Gene Ontology annotation, biological process: signal transduction. The coding region runs from base 87 to 3137 and encodes 1016 amino acids.
GGUGGUGUCUUCCUGACUGACACUGGACGGGGAGUCGCGAGGACCCGCUGACUUCUGUCCACCUGGGUCCUCAGGAAAAGACUGCAAUGUCCCAGACAAGGGAUUAUGAAUGUGAGAGCCAUGACGCUGGUGUGCAAGAGCCCCGGAUUCCAGGAUCAAGCACGAGGCUGGAGUGGGUGGAGAUCAUCGAGCCGCGCACCCGAGAGCGCAUGUAUGCCAACCUGGUCACGGGCGAGUGUGUGUGGGACCCUCCUGCCGGCGUCCGCAUCAAGCGCACCAGCGAGAACCAGUGGUGGGAGCUGUUUGACCCCAACACGUCCCGCUUCUAUUACUACAACGCCAGCACCCAGCGCACCGUGUGGCACCGGCCACAGGACUGCGACAUCAUCCCCCUGGCCAAGCUGCAGACCCUAAAGCAGAACACUGAGUCACCCCGCGCCUCGGCGGAGAACAGCCCUGGGAGGGGCAGCAGCGUCAGCCGUGAGGGUAGCACCAGCUCCUCCCUGGAGCCCGAGCUGGAUGCUGGCGAGAAGGCGCAGGAGCCUUCAGGGAGGGCUAGCCGGCAGGCCACUUUUGGGGCUCUGAAGGAAGAGAGCGGCAGUUCUUCACCACCAGGAGUGUUCCUUGAGAAGGACUGUGAGAUUUACCGGGAUUAUAAUGUGGAUGGCCGGCUUCUGCACUACAGGACCUCGUCGCUUCGGUGGAAUUCGGGCACCAAGGAACGCAUGCUCAUCAAAGUUGCAGACCGGGAGCCCAGCUUCCUCUCCUCCCAGGGCAAUGGCUAUGCCCUCGAUAGCCAGCCUGGCAGCCGCUCCCGCAGACCCUCGGGUGGGCAGCACUCGCCCAGCCUACAGACAUUUGCCCCGGACUCUGAUGGCCCUGUCUUCUUCCCUGAGCGGCGGCCUUCGCCUUUCCUGAAGAGGGCUGAGCUAGGGAGCUGCUCCCCACUGCUGGCCCAGCCACGCAAGCCCACCAGCGACUCACAGCCCUCCUCCCCACGCUACGCCUAUGAGCCCCCCCUCUACGAGGAGCCCCCUGUGGAGUAUCAGGCCCCCAUAUAUGACGAACCCCCCAUGGACGUCCAGUACGAGGCUGGCGGGGGCUACCAGGCUGGCUCACCCCAGCGGUCUCCAGGCCGCAAGCCACCACCCUUCCCACAGUCUCCCAAGCAGGGCUCUGCCUCGCCCUACCAGCAGCUGGUGCUGACCAGGCAGAAGUGCCCCGAGCGCUUCCUGAGCCUGGAGUACAGCCCUGCAGGCAAGGAGUACGUGCGGCAGCUGGUGUACGUGGAGCAGGCCGGCUCCAGUCCCAAGCUGCGUGCGGGCCCGAGGCACAAGUAUGCACCCAAUCCUGGAGGUGGCUCACUCCCCCUGCAGCCCAGCCCCUGCCUGCUGCGGGAUCAGCGCCUGGGGGUCUCCUCCGGGGACUACAGCAGCAUGGAGGGGCCAGAGUUACGGCAUACCCAGCCACCCGUGCAGCUGCCCCAGGCCCAAGAUGACACCAUGUCCUGGUCCAGCCAACAGGACACCAUGUCCUCAACGGGCUACUCCCCCGGCACACGCAAGAGGAAGAGCAGGAACCCUUCCCUGUGCCAUGCCCCCAGUACCUCGUCCACUGAAGGCCCCGGGGACCGUGACCUCCUCGGUGAGCAGCCCCUGGCCGAGGAGCGGCCUCCGUGUGGGCCCAGCCUGGCCCCGGUGAAGCGUGCAGAGGGCAAGACGGGCGAGGCCGAGCCUUUCCUGGCGCAGGCACGGCUGGCCUGGGAGGCGCAGCAGGCCCACUUUCACAUGAAGCAGAGAGGCAGCUGGGACUCGCAGCAGGACGGCUCGGGCUACGAGAGCGAUGGGGCUGUGCCGCUGCCCAUGCCUGGGCCGGUGGUACGGGCCUUCAGUGAAGACGAGGCGCUGGCCCAGCAGGAGAGCAAGCAUUGGCAGAGGGGCGCCUUGGAGAGGCUUGCUUUCCCCCAAAUCCUGCUCGAGAAAAGCGUCUCCGUGCAGACCAACCUGGCCUCGCCAGAGCCCUACCUUCACCCCUCACAGUCUGAGGACCUCGGCUCCUGUGCCCAGUUUGAGAGUAGCCGGCAGGCCCGCAGCGUCAUGCCCAGCGCUAGCUGUGUGUUUCCCACCUUCACCCUGCGCAAGCCGUCCUCAGAGACCGACAUCGAGAACUGGGCCUCCAAGCACUUCAACACGCACACACAGGGGCUCUUCCGGCGGAAGGUGUCCAUCGCCAACAUGCUGGCCUGGAGCAGUGAGUCCAUCAAGAAGCCCAUGAUUGUGACCAGUGACCGCCAUGUGAAGAAGGAGGCUUGUGAGAUCUUCAAACUGAUCCAGAUGUACAUGGGUGACCGGCGUGCCAAGGCUGACCCACUACAUGUGGCCCUGGAGAUAGCCACCAAGGGCUGGAGCGUGCAGGGCCUGCGGGACGAGCUCUAUAUCCAGCUGUGCCGGCAGACCACUGAGAACUUCCGCCUCGAGAGCCUGGCCCGCGGCUGGGAGCUCAUGGCCAUCUGCUUGGCCUUCUUCCCACCCACACCCAAGUUCCACUCCUACCUGGAGGGUUACAUCUACCGGCACAUGGACCCCGUCAACGACACCAAAGUGACGCAGCAUAUGAAAGCGCUCCUGGAAAGGAACACUAAGAAGAAGUCCAAGUUGAGAAAGAAACCCAAGCCUUAUGUUGAGGAACCGGAUGGGGUGGCGAUAAGCACAUACGCCAAGUACUGUUACCACAAGCUGCAGAAGGCGGCCCUGACUGGGGCCAAGAAGCCCACUUCGCUGCUGAAGCUGUGGUACCGCGAGCUGGAGGAGCCGCUGAUCCCGCACGAGUUCUACGAGCGGUGCAUCGCGCACUACGAGAACCCCGAGGCCGCCGUGGCUGUGGUGCACGCACUGCCCCGCCUCAACCGCCUGGUGCUGUGCUACCUCAUCCGCUUCCUUCAGGUGUUCGUGCAGCCUGCCAACGUGGCCAUCACCAAGAUGGACGUCAGCAACCUGGCCAUGGUGAUGGCGCCCAACUGCCUGCGCUGCCGAUCGGACGACCCGCGCGUCAUCUUCGAGAACACUCGCAAGGAGAUGUCGUUCCUGCGCGUGCUCAUCCAGCACCUGGACACCAGCUUCAUGGAGGGCGUGCUAUAGCACGUGCGCCCCGAGGACCGAGGGUGGGGACGGAGCCAACGCUCGGGUGCGCCCGGGCAGGGGAGCACGUGGGGAGGGGGGAGGGAACGCCCCAGCCGCGGAGGCAGCAUGCCAGGCCCCGCCCAUGCCCGCCCCAGCCCCGGAAGCCCGCAACUCUCCCACCCAGGCCCUCGGCCUGAGGACGCAGCCGGGGCAGAGGGCCCGUGGGAAGGGCGUCCCUGGGCCGCCGCCCACCGCCGCGGCCUAGUGGCCAGUUCCUUGGGCACCGCCCCGCCCACUGCCGGCCGGUCAGCCCCGAGAAAGUGCCUUCUGUUUCCUGGAGCCAAGUGACACUGCCCCUCCCGGCCGGCCUGAGAGCACACGCCGCCCUCCCCUGGGGCGAGCUGCCUCGCUGGGGCGCCUUUGCUCAGCCUGGCCCUGCCCUAGCCCCUGCCCGGCUGCCCCUCUUUCCUCUGCCCCGCACUUCUCCUCAGUCCCCUUCCUGGCCUGUGGCCGCCUCAGCCCCACCACUCCCACCCCGCCACCUGCGGCCUCCAUCUUCGAGACUGCACAGGAAUUGGGGGCCCCAGGGCACUUGGCUGUCCAUCGCCAGAGCAGGGCCCGGCAGGCUCGCUCUGGGUGGGGAGGGGCCCCCAAACCAAAGUCCUCUGGGUGGGGGGCAGGGUUGGGUAGGCAUUCUUGGGGCAGGGUGGGGGAGGGGCAAGAGUAUUUUUUCUUCGUGUAACUAUAAAUUCAGAUUCUAUCCAGCACACCAACCCGCCUGUGUAUAAAGAUAUAGAGGGAAAGAUAUAAAAACUAAAUUUGCUAAUGACAUAGUUUUAAUCCAAAUGCUAUUUAUCUCUGAGCCGUCCUAGCCUGUCCUCUGUGCAGAGCAAGUUGAUAUCACCCCUUCAUUUCUUCGCCACUUUCUUGGCUUCUGACCAAAAACCAAACCCUGCCCCAUCCCCAUCUGGGACCUGCAGUGGAAGAGAGGGAAGGAAGCCCGAGCUGGGGAACCAGGGAGCACGCCCAGGAUUGCCCUUCCUGAAGGCGAGAGCUGGGGGCAGGAGGUACCUAGACUCUCAGUUUGUACAUUUUCCAUUUUGGAAUUUUGAGUUCCAGUUGUAAAACUUAAUUUCUCCCCGGUUUAUAUAUAUAUAUAUAUAUAUAUUUUUUAGAGUUGAGUUUUUAUUUAUUAUUAAAAAAAA